AUGUCCGCUGAAGACCGCUCAAUCGAACUCAACUUCGACGUCAUCGUCGUCGGCUCUGGCCACGCUGGCUCUUGCGCCGCCCUUUCCGCCCGCGACGCCGGAGCCGCCCGCGUCCUCGUCGUCGACAAGUGCCCCGAAUCCUGGGCCGGCGGCAACGGCUACUUCACUGCCGGCGCGCACCGCACCGUGCACGGCGGGCUCGCCGACCUCCUCCCGCUCGUGCGCAACGCGCCCCCGGACGCGGCGCGCACGGUCGACAUGGCGCCCUACUCCGCCGCCGAGUUCGCGGCGGACAUCGACCGGCUCGGCGCGGGCCGUGCGGACCCCGCGCUCGUGCGCGCGGUCGUCGACGGCUCGCGCGCCGCGGUGGGCUGGCUCGCGGAGCGUGCGGGGGUCCCGUUCGUGUUCUCGUUCAACCGGCAGGCGUACCUCGUCGACGGCAAGCAGGUGUUCUGGGGCGGGAUGGUGCUCGGGGUGGAGGACGGCGGGAAGGGGCUCAUCGCGGCGCACCACAAGGCAUUGAAGGAGGCCGGGGUGGAGAUGUGGUUUGAUACGGCGGCGGAGGAGGUCAUUCUGGAGGAAGGUGCGGUCGUUGGCCUUGUCGUGUGCAAGGACGGGCAGAGGAUGACGCUGAGGGCGCCCGCGGUGGUGCUGGCGUGCGGCGGGUUUGAGUCGAGCAGGGAGCUCCGAUCGAAGCAUCUCGGUGAGCGGUGGGCGCGCGCGAUGGUGCGCGGGACGCCGUACAAUACCGGUGACGGUCUCACUCUCGGGCAGCGCGCCGGUGCACGGCUCACCGGCGACUUCGCGAGCUGCCACUCGACCUGCUGGGACGCGAACGCCUCCCCGGACGUCGGGGACCGGCUGCUCAGCAACCAGUUCACCAAGUCCGGGUACCCGCUCGGGCUGAUGCUCAACGCGGACGGCGCGCGCUUCGUCGACGAGGGCGCGGACUUCCGCAACUACACCUACGCCGCGUUCGGCCGCGCGAUCCUCGCCCAGCCCGGCGGGUUCGCGUUCCAGGUGUGGGACUCCCCCGCGUGCGAGUGGCUCCGCGCGGAGGAGUACGCGGACGGCGUCGUGGAGAAGGUGUGGGCGGAGAGCGUGCCCGCGCUGGCGGAGGCGCUGACGACGCGGGGGCUCGCGGACGCGGGGGCGUUCGUGCGCACGAUCGAGGCGUACAAUGCCGCGACGCGCGCGUUCGCGGUGGGGAAUCCGGACAAGAAGUGGGACCCCGCGGUCAAGGACGGGCUGUCGACGCGGUGUGCGGCGGGCGCGCUCGAGCUGCCGAAAUCCAACUGGGCGCGGCCGCUCGCGGAGGGCCCGUUCCUCGCAGUCAAAGUUGGGUGCGGGAUCACAUUCACCUUUGGGGGUCUCGCGAUCGAUCCCGACACCGCGGGGGUCGUCAACGACGCUACUGGAGAUACGAUUCCGGGUCUCUUCUGCACAGGGGAGCUGGUGGGCGGACUGUUCUAUAACAACUAUCCCGGCGGAAGUGGGUUGACGGCAGGGGCGGUGUUCGGAAGGAAAGCUGGCGGGAGCGCGAGCCGUCGCUCGCGAACUGCCUUGUAG
Messenger RNA from Epithele typhae, 1569 nucleotides. RefSeq names its product FAD/NAD-P-binding domain-containing protein. The transcript is spliced from 2 exons. The record is from RefSeq and is a predicted model, not a curated record. NCBI's taxonomy places the organism in Eukaryota, Fungi, Basidiomycota, Agaricomycetes, Polyporales, Epitheliaceae. Bases 1 to 1569 code for a protein of 522 amino acids.